AUGGCUGCCAUGUUGAAAAGACCUGCCACCGGUCUGUCUGCUCAUGGGACGGCCUGGUGGAGAGUUUUCGUCUCCAAUGCAGCCCCUCCCAAGAGCAAAGCAGGCCACAGCCCCGGCCGGAAGCAUUCCAAGAAAGCAGAAUCUUCCAAGGUUUCCAAACUCAUCCGGCUCAAGUCCAGCUCGAUCUCAGUGGCACCCAUUGACAGAUUUAAAGACUGUGAAUGUUACGGCCACUCCACCCGCUGCAGCUUCAUUGACUUCCUGAACCUGGUGACCUGCAUCAGCUGCAAACACAACACACGGGGCCAGCAUUGCCAGCAUUGCCGGCUGGGCUAUUUCCGGAACAGCUCUGCAGAACUCGACGAUGAGAACGUCUGCAUAGAUUGCAAUUGCAACCGAAUUGGCUCCUUGGCCAACCGCUGCAACGAGACCGGCUACUGCGUCUGCAAGGAAGGUGUCACAGGGCCCAAAUGUGACGACUGUUUGCCCAGCUACUACUGGAGACAAGGCUGCUUCCCAAACGUCUGCGAUGACGAACUCCUGCUGUGCCAGAACGGGGGCACCUGCUACGAGAACCAGCGCUGCCUCUGCCCGCAGGGCUUCAAGGGGGUCCUCUGCGAGCAAGCCAAAUGCGAAGGGGACAGCAAGGACUGCAACGGGGCCUCCAGCACCGUCCUCAGCCCCGCCGCCUUCCUCCUCAGCUCUCUGGUCUUGCAGCUUCGACAUUGGGGGAACCUUUGAAACCUGCCAGCAGGAGAGCCCGAGAGGAACGGAACAACUCCAAAGAGGACCUGGAGGAAAAGGGGAGGGGGGGGACACACGCUUCCAGGGUCCUCAUGCUGCCGCUGGCUCCACCCCCGCCACCCUCUCUUUUCCUAGCUCACAGAAAACAGCAAGAAGGAAACAGGCUGCUGAGUCUUCUACGACCCGAGUUGCCGAGGACCCUACUGGAUGUGACUGUUGUGCCACAGCCUAUCGAGGACAGAGCAACCGGCCCCAAGUAGGGGGGGGACAAAGAACGCACGUUGCUUCCUCCUUCUAAGUGGCGACUAUUUCUCCACUUCACACGCGGGGUGAGGAAGCCUGGGACUUCGGGUCUCUGCGGUUUCCUCGUCCUCUCUUUUCCUUUCCUCCUUCAGUCUGUUGUUUUGGAAGAACCCCUCUGAUGAGAAUCCGGCAGCUAAGGAAGCCAGGAGGACGGGCGAGACUCUUUUUCCACCUGGCCGCGCCGGUCCACUCUAGCUAGCCCAGACGUAAAACUAUAUCGUUGCCUACAAAUCCGGUUGCUGAAUUUGUUAAGUUUUCUACUUUUUAUCCUUUGGUUGCAAGAUUCCAGUUUUCUGUUUCUUGCCUUUGAGACCGGAGGAAAGGGGGCCGCUCUGUAUCGCGCCAACAUGUAAUGUGUUAUCCAGGCUUUGCCAUAUAGUUUACGGUUCAGACACUUUUUUUGUAGAGAAUUAUUUUUGUUUGGAUUAUAAAUGUUCUAAAGGAAAAAAAAAAGAUUAACGAUCACAGCCUCUAGAGAGAGAUUUUGCCAUAAGCACUAUGGUGUAAUAAUCCUACUACAGUAAAGCAAAUUAUUAAUUGCU
Molecule: messenger RNA, 1589 nt
Organism: Sphaerodactylus townsendi
Lineage: Eukaryota; Metazoa; Chordata; Lepidosauria; Squamata; Sphaerodactylidae
Product: netrin-G2-like
Exons: 6
Coding region: 1-741 (246 amino acids)
Source: RefSeq, a predicted model, not a curated record